ACUGGGGAACGUCCCUACACGUGUGGGGAAUGUGAGAAGAGCUUCAGGGACAGCUCCAGCCUCAGCACCCACCAACUCAUCCACACUGGGGAACGGCCCUACAAGUGCUUGGAAUGUGGGAAGAGCUUCAGCAGGAGCACCACCCUCCUCACUCACCAGCACAUCCACACUGGAGAACGGCCCUACCCGUGUGGGGAAUGUGGGAAGAGCUUCAGGCAAAGCUCCAAGCUGAUCCGACACCAGCGCAUCCACAGUGGGGAAUGGCCCUACACAUGUAGGGAAUGUGGGAAGGGCUUCAGUGACAGCUCCAACCUCUGCACCCACCAGCGCAUCCACACUGGGGAACGUCCCUACACGUGUGGGGAAUGUGGGAAGAGCUUCAACUGCAACUCCAACCUCCUCACCCACCGGCGCAUCCACACUGGAGAACGUCCCUACACGUGUGGGGAAUGUGGGAAGAGUUUCAGACACAGCUCCACCCUCCACUCCCACCAGCACAUCCACACUGAGGAACUGCCCUACACGUGUGGGGAAUGUGGGAAGAGCUUCAACUGCAGCUCCAGCCUCCUCAGCCACCAGCGCAUCCACACUGGGGAGCGGCCCUACACGUGUGGGGAAUGUGGAAAGAGCUUCAGUGACAGCUCCAAUCUUCACGCCCAUCAACGCAUCCACACCAGGGAACGGCCCUACACAUGUGGGAAAUGUGGGAAGAGGUUUCAGACCAGCUCACAUCUCCUCAGGCAUGAGCGGACGCACACGGAUGAGAGGCCCUUCCGCUGCACCGACUGCGGGAAGGGCUUCAAGCAGAAUGCUCACCUCGUCACCCACCGGCGCAUCCACACCAACGGACCCACCAGUAAGGGAAGCCCUGUGAGUGCCCCGACUGCAGGAAGAGCUUCGGCUGUAUGACUGACAUGCAGAAAAGGUUUCAAAAGGUCUUCAGGAUUUUGAGUAUCUGCACUCCAACAUCAAUUUAUUCUUUUGAAUAUGUGUAAGUUUAACCUCAUUUUAGUCUGAAAGCCAAAUUCACCACUACCCCAUUCCCUGAUAACCGUGGGCUGAUUCUGACAAGUGAGGCACAAAUUACCCACUGCCCAGCAAAAACCAGUGGGGCCAGCCAGUGGUCUCUGCCCUGGCAGCCCAGUUUCCCCAGUCUCAUCUCAAAAUGACCAGUUACACUGAAGCAAAGAGCACUGGAACCAGUGCAACAAGCCCCAGUCUGACUUUCACACCUGCCCACGUGUCCUGUUUCUGCUGCUCUACAGACUUCCUUGUUUAAAAUACAAUGGAAAAAUGAA
This is a messenger RNA of Pipra filicauda (Wire-tailed manakin), 1298 nucleotides long. RefSeq names its product zinc finger protein 239-like. The transcript is spliced from 2 exons. The record is from RefSeq and is a predicted model, not a curated record. The annotation marks the transcript as partial. NCBI's taxonomy places the organism in Eukaryota, Metazoa, Chordata, Aves, Passeriformes, Pipridae.